UUAUUACUUUUGAUUUCAAAUAUUCAGUAAUUUAAUAAGCAUGUAGAAUUUGGUUAAAAAUUUUCUUUUCAUCCUUACAAUAAAAACGAAAAAUGUCUGGAGAAGGCCUAAGUUACAGUAAGGAACCAUCCAAAAAGAUAGCACAAGAAUUAUACGAUGUUUUCUUAAGGGAUAAUGAGUAUAAAUAAAAUUGGAAAAACUGGAUAAAAAGUGCUUUAGAUGACCCGAAACAAUGGGAGAGGAUGGCCACUGUUAAAGACUAUGUAAUAGCAAUGCAAGAAUUAAUCCGUGAUCAAGCCAAAAAUAUUUCUACCUGUGUUAUUGACUCAGAUGGCUUUCCUGCAAAAUGUGCACGUUAUGUUCGAGAUGCUUUUAUGAACAAUAUGAGGGAAUUGGGUUAUUUUCAGUGUGAAAAUAAUAUUCCGGGAAAGACACCUGAAGAUAUGUAUGAAGAAGAUAAAAAUGAAAGCCGAAAACUUAAACAGGAUAUAAAAAAGCUUCGAAAAAAACAACAGCAAGUUAAGAGGAAAAUAGAUAUGCAACAAAGAGGGAAAAAUUGCAGUGCACCCACAGACAAAGAGGUUGAGAAAGAACUUAAAAAAUUAAAAAAAACUUCCGAAAAAAUUGAAAAAAGAUUAAAAAAAAAAAUGGAGAAAUACAAAACGCCUACUAAGCAUUCCAGACACGAAAAAACCGGUCCCGAUGAACCUGAACAAGAUAGCAUGUGGACUAAGUUUUUAAAUUAUUUCUGCAGGAAAAGUAACAAAGAAGAUAGAGAUGGUGAAUAUAUAAAAAAUGAACACAAAAGUCAUGGAGUUAAAAAAAAUAAAAAGGAUCAAGAUGAAUACGAAUAUGACUCCGAAGAAAUUGAAGAAGACGGCAUAUGUUCGGGUUAUAAUACAAAACAACGACAAAGAAGAUGUGGCGAAGAUACUCAAAAUGGUAGACGUUCAGGUUAUAAUACAAUGAAAAGACAUCUAGACUCUGACACAGAUACAGAAAAUGAAGAUGAAAUUGGAAAACACAGUACUAAAAUAAAGAAACAAAAUCAAACUAGGCGGAAAGAAUAUAAACAUAAUAAGCAUGGAGCUCAAAAAAAUAAAAAGGAAGAAGAUGAAGAUGAAUAUGACUACGAAGAAAUUGAAGGAAACAGUAGACGUUCAGGCUAUAAUACAAUGAGCAGACAUCUAGACUCUGACACAGAUACUGAAAAUGCAGACAGAAUUGGAAAACAUAGUACUAAAAUAAGUAAACAAAAUCAAACUAGACGAAAAGAACACAAACAUAAUAAACAUAGAGCUCAAAAAAAUAAAAAGGAAGAAGAUGAAGAUGAAUAUGACUACGAAGAAAUUGAAGUAAACAGUAGACGUUCAGGCUAUAAUACAAUGGGCAGACAUCUAGACUCUGACACAGAUACUGAAAAUGCAGACAGAAUUGGAAAACAUAGUACUAAAAUAAGUAAACAAAAUCAAACUAGACGUAAAGAACACAAGCAUAAUAAACAUGGAGCUCAAAAAAAUAAAAAAGACAAAGAUACUGAAAAUGAAGACCAAAUUGGAAAACAUAGUACUAAAAUAAGUAAUCAAAACCAAACAAGGCGGAACGCAUAUAAACAUAAAGAAACAGAUGAAAUAGAUGAAGAGGAAUAUAAUUUUUUCAAAAAGAAGCUAGACUAGAAAACAUGAAUGUUCUCAAGAAGAACACCAAAUAGGAACACUGAAUAUUACGAAAUAUAUAAAGGCAAGAGAAUAACAGAAAAAAC
Messenger RNA from Teleopsis dalmanni, 1762 nucleotides. Its product is annotated as sarcoplasmic reticulum histidine-rich calcium-binding protein-like. The record is from RefSeq and is a predicted model, not a curated record. The transcript is spliced from 2 exons. The coding region runs from base 243 to 1676 and encodes 477 amino acids. NCBI's taxonomy places the organism in Eukaryota, Metazoa, Arthropoda, Insecta, Diptera, Diopsidae.